Metopolophium dirhodum (rose-grain aphid) is the source of this 2501-nucleotide messenger RNA. Its product is annotated as peptide transporter family 1-like. Lineage: Eukaryota; Metazoa; Arthropoda; Insecta; Hemiptera; Aphididae. Gene Ontology annotation, biological process: oligopeptide transport; transmembrane transport. The record is from RefSeq and is a predicted model, not a curated record. Gene Ontology annotation, molecular function: dipeptide transmembrane transporter activity. The coding region runs from base 241 to 2271 and encodes 676 amino acids. The transcript is spliced from 15 exons. Gene Ontology annotation, cellular component: membrane.
AUUUACAUGCGUGGCUGUCGACUCGUAAUCUAAAUAGUCAGUUGGUCGGUUCAUAGAAAUUUGUCCUACGUCGUCUAUAUUUUAAGUAAACCCAAAGUAAAGUUUAUAAAAUUGAAAAUUGAGAUAAGCAAAUGGUUUUUUUCCUAAAUAUUUGUUGCAAAAAUUAAGUUAUCAUUAAUUUUUAUUUUUAUUUAAAUAACUUCAUUAUUUUAUAAUUUAAUUUGCCUACAACAGUUUGGUAUGACAACAAUAUUAAAGUAUCCGAAAUCAGUUUGGUAUAUAAUCGGAAAUGAGUUUUGCGAAAGAUUUAGUUAUUUUGGACUUAAAGCUGUAUUGGUUUUAUUUUUCACAACAAUACAAGAAUAUGACCAUGAUACUUCCACGAUUAUAUUUCAUAUGUUUUUAGUCUGUGCAUACUUAUCACCAUUGUUUGGUGCCAUCAUCGCAGAUUCGUAUUGGGGGAAAUAUAAAACCAUCUUUAUCUUGUCUAUUGUACAUGCAAUAGGAAAUAUCUUGGUGGCUGUUGCAUCAUUUGUCACUUCGAUAAGUUUAAAUUUUCAAAGAUUAUUUACGAUAAUUGGUCUACUGUUAACAUCAAUUGGAGCAGGUGGUAUAAAACCGUGCGUCUCUUCUUUUGGUGGUGACCAGUUUGUAGUACCAGAUCAAGAGGAUCAUCUGCGAAAGUUCUUUUCUGUAUUUUACUUUACUAUUAAUGCGGGGUCAUUGUUAUCGACGUUCAUUACACCAGAACUGAGGAAAUCAGUUCAGUGUUUUGGAAAAGAUUCAUGUUUUCCAUUAGCAUUUGGGGUUCCUGCUAUUCUUAUGUUGAUUUCAAUAGUAUUCUUUGUAAGUGGGAAAAACCUGUAUAAGAUCAAGAAACCCGUGUCCAGUAUCAUCACAACUUCAAUUGGAUGCAUGUUUUAUGCGUUGAAAAAAAAAAUAACUGCUUCAUCAAAUGAAACGAAAAGAAAUGAUUGGUUAGAAUAUGCAGAUGAUAAGUACAAUACACAUAAAAUAUCAGAAUUGAGAUCAGCGUUGGACGUUAUGUAUUUGUUAAUUCCAAUCCCGUUGUUUUAUACACUUUUUGAUCAACAAGGGUCUCGUUGGACAUUACAAGGAACUCUCAUGAACGGCAAGAUAGAAUUUUUGAACUGGUCCAUCAAGCCUGAUCAAAUACAUUUAAUUAAUCCGUUGUUUGUUUUGAUAUUCAUACCACUCUUUAAUGGUGUAGUCUAUCCAAUUUUGUAUAAGAUUGGUAUAAAUACACCUUUAAAAAAAGUCACUCUAGGUGGAAUAUUUGCUGCAUCGUCGUUUGUAUGUUCUGCUGUCGUGCAGUAUAUUAUUACUGGUCAUCCCUUAUUACUGCCGUCAAAUGAAGGUCAAUUAAGAAUAUACAAUAAUUUUGAUUGCCGUGUAGCCAUGUCCGGUUCUUUGGUUGGAAACUUCAGUAUUGAACCAUUAGAUGCACUUCAUAUUAAUUAUAGUUCAGCUGUAUUUAAUGAAACUGAUGUUCUAUCUAUGGACGUAAAUCCUAAGUGUCAAUUAAAAACGGGUACUUUGAAACAACGUGUUUUUAUAGUCCAAGGAAGGGUUUCAUCGUAUUUAUUAACAUCUAAAAACAAUAAUGAUAUUGAAUUAAACAAUUUAAGCGAAUUGAGGAAAUUAAGGAGUGGAAAUUCAAAUCUCAGGAUUUCCUACAGUGAUAAUUUGUCCGGAAAAAGCAUUACAUUAAGGAAUACAGAUAAUAAAUUAUCUGAUAUUAAUAAUUUUCAAGCAGUGCUAUUAAACAAAAAUACAAACCAUGAAAUACCUGUUGGAACUUAUGAUAUAUACCUAGACAAUGAACACAUUUUGAAAAAGAUAGAUUUACUACCGGCUAGUGUUAAUGAGUUAAUAUUUCACCAACGUUUUAACCUUACGAACGCCAAGUUAAUUACUUUAGAAAAUGGAAAAUAUAUACAUAUUCUAUGGCAAGUUCCUCAAACGCUUUUAAUUACAGUAGCUGAAGUAAUGAUCAUCGUUACAUUAUUGGAGUUUACGUUCACCCAAGCUCCAUUAAGUAUGAAGUCUUUUAUAUCUGCAGCCAAUUUAUGUACUCAAGCAGUUGGCAAUUUACUUAUCGUUAUUAUAUCUAAGAUGAGAUUGUUUGAGAAUCAAGUUCAUGAAUACAUAUUUUACGUAAUAUUAGUAGUUUUAGGCGUCAUAAUAUUUAUGUUGAUGAGUGCCAAGUAUAAAUAUAAAUCUGUAACAGAUAAUCAAUCUAAAGAAUGAGCGAUAGUAUUUUAAAUAUUUAAAUAUAUUUACAAUAUUUAGCUGCAGCAACAUCAAAGAUCGAAAUUUAAGGUAACUCAUCGAAAUCUUAAAAGGAUUUCACAUUUUAAAUUGCUCACAAUAUUUUAUAUUAAUUGUUAUUUGUUAUUUAUAUUAUAAUUACACAUUCAUGUAUACAAUACACAUAUUAUUAUAUUAAUAUAUUGAUUUAUUAUCAUAAGAUACUGUAA